This is a messenger RNA of Indicator indicator, 378 nucleotides long. Its product is annotated as ly6/PLAUR domain-containing protein 3-like. The coding region runs from base 1 to 378 and encodes 125 amino acids. The record is from RefSeq and is a predicted model, not a curated record. The transcript has 3 exons. NCBI's taxonomy places the organism in Eukaryota, Metazoa, Chordata, Aves, Piciformes, Indicatoridae.
AUGAUGUGGACAGUCCUCAGCCUGGUUCUUCUCAGCUCCCUUUUCAUACUCAAAAGUGAAGCACUGCAGUGUUACACCUGUGUAGGCUCUAGUGAUGAAGACUGUAACAGACAAGGAGCCCAGCAGUGCCCAGGCCAUUCAGAUGCCUGUGCCAUCAUCAGAGGACAAGCAAGUGGUGUGAUGAAGUCCUGCUCAUUCAGGUCCUUCUGCGAGCGGGCGAGGCGGGACGGAUCCAGAGCCCCCGGAGUGAGCAUCCACUGCUGCUACACAAACAACUGCAACGCAAAGGGCCUGGCUCCAAGGGUCACCACCUCCACAGGCUACUUCUCCCUCCUCGCCUUUUCCUUGCUCUGGCACCCCUUGUUGAAGCUGACGUGA